Oryza brachyantha (malo sina) is the source of this 1691-nucleotide messenger RNA. Its product is annotated as tRNA (guanine-N(7)-)-methyltransferase non-catalytic subunit wdr4. The record is from RefSeq and is a predicted model, not a curated record. Gene Ontology annotation, cellular component: tRNA methyltransferase complex; cytosol; nucleus. Gene Ontology annotation, molecular function: protein binding; tRNA (guanine(46)-N7)-methyltransferase activity. The coding region runs from base 107 to 1411 and encodes 434 amino acids. The transcript has 10 exons. Lineage: Eukaryota; Viridiplantae; Streptophyta; Magnoliopsida; Poales; Poaceae. Gene Ontology annotation, biological process: RNA (guanine-N7)-methylation.
AACGAACGCACGCACCCUCUUCUCUCCGCCUCCCACAUCACGCGUUCUCGCGCUCGAUUCGAAUCCAACCGCAAAUCAAACGAAAGCGAAGCAAGAGGUCGCCGCGAUGGAGGACGCCACGGUCGAGGAGGCGGAGGUGAGCGGCGGGGCGGAGUUCGCGCCGGCUCUCGUGGCCGCCCACCCGCUCGGCUACUCCGUCGCCGUCGCCGUCGGGCCCGAGCUCCGGGUGUUCAAUCUCAAGGCUGGCAGUGCGGUUCCACUAUCAGACGAUUCUGGUGGCUGUUCUCAUUCAGAUGCUAUAAGAGCGAUUUCAUUUAGUGCAAAUGGUGUUUUAUUUGCAUCUGCUGGUGAUGACAAGCUUGUGAAGGUUUGGAAAACUGAUUCAUGGUGCUGCAUCCGGACCAUAACUUCUGAAAAGAGGGUCAGUGCAGUUGCUAUUAGCAAUGAUGGCCUAUAUGUAACUUUUGCAGAUAAAUUUGGCGUAGUUUGGUUAGUUUCCAUGGGGGAAACUGGUGGAGGGCAGGAGCCAACUGAUAAUAAACCUGUGUCAAUUCUUGGCCACUACUGCAGUAUUAUUACUAGCAUGAAAUUCUCACCAGAUGGACGAUUCAUUGCCACAGCUGACCGAGACUUUAAAAUCCGAAUUACAUUAUUCCCAAAAAAGCCUUUAAGAGGGGCUAAUGAGAUCCAAAGCUUUUGCCUAGGACAUACAGACUUUGUAUCGUGCAUUGCUUUCACAUGCCUUUCAGAAGGUCCAAGCUAUCUUUUAUCUGGAGGUGGCGAUUCUACUGUUCGUCUAUGGGACUACAUAAACGGGUGCCUCCUUGAUACAUGCCAAGUCCGAGACAAGGUGGGAGAAAUCUUAGAGCCAAAUGAAACUGAGGACAGGAAUCUAGCUGUUGCAGAUAUAUGUGCGACUAAUGAUGGUUCAUUGGUUGCUGUAGCCAUUCAGAGUUUAAAUGGAGUACUGCUUUUAGCAUGUGACCUCAUCGCAAAGAAGUUAUCUUUUCUAAAGGUGAUUGCAAUGGAGAAGUGCUAUAUUCCUACCAGCCUGUCUUCCAGCUUCUCAGCAGAUCUUCUAUGGACCAUCAUGGGCGCAUCAAAUAUGCCUAACCAGGCUACUUCUCAGUUAUUUACCCGCUUAAAAGUCAUCCCACACUUCAAAAAUGAUCUGCUAGCCUCGGCCGAUCAUGUUCCUUCAGUCCUGGAAGACAGUGAAGUGCCGCAUGGUGAGAAGCUUCUUCUGGCGCUGCAAGGAAGUCUUGACAUUGCGAAGCAAGAGGAGGUGUUAGCUUCAGUGCUAGCUGCGCUGAAAGUCUCAAUGCACAAGAUGCUAGUGAAGAAGCAGUACUCGGAAGAAAGGAGAGAGCAGAGGAAACGAGGCAGAAACGAUAAGAAGAUUAAAAAGUAGCUCAGCCUGCGGCUUCAACAAAACCGGCUCUUUGUUUCUGCGUUGUACCAUUAGAAGCUUAGGACACAAGAAGCAUAUCGGCAAUUGUAAGAGUAAAUCUAGCAGAUUCAAUUUCCUAUUAUCCAUAGGGCCAUGCCUGUUGUUUCAGUCGAGAUGCCCCCAGGUCUUGUUGUCUGCUUACCUGGAGCAGCUGUGAUCUGUGACCUGAAAUGUAACUGGGCCUAUAUUAACCUUGCUGCUUUCCAAUGAUAAUCGCACACUAUGGAAAGGAAUCGUUUUU